Messenger RNA from Falco peregrinus (peregrine falcon), 1223 nucleotides. RefSeq names its product translocase of inner mitochondrial membrane 23 homolog B (gene TIMM23). The transcript is spliced from 7 exons. Gene Ontology annotation, molecular function: transmembrane protein transporter activity. The record is from RefSeq and is a predicted model, not a curated record. Bases 63 to 683 code for a protein of 206 amino acids. Gene Ontology annotation, cellular component: TIM23 mitochondrial import inner membrane translocase complex; mitochondrial inner membrane. Gene Ontology annotation, biological process: protein import into mitochondrial matrix. NCBI's taxonomy places the organism in Eukaryota, Metazoa, Chordata, Aves, Falconiformes, Falconidae.
CGCGCUUUACGGCGGCGGCGCGGAGGUCGCUGCUGCGGCGGGCGGCGGGGCCCGGUGGCGCCAUGGAGGGCGGCGGCAACUCCAAGGGCACGGGCCUCGGCGGCCUGUUCGGCGCCGGCGGGGUGGGCUACUCGCACGCCGACCUGGCCGGGGUGCCACUAACUGGAAUGAGCCCUUUGUCCCCGUAUUUAAACUUGGAUCCCAGGUAUCUAGUCCAGGAUACAGAUGAGUUUAUUUUGCCCACAGGAGCCAACAAAACUCGAGGCAGAUUUGAGUUGGCCUUUUUUACCAUUGGAGGAUGUUGCAUGACAGGGGCAGCAUUUGGUGCACUGAAUGGUUUGCGACUUGGCUUGAAGGAGACACAAAAUAUGGCGUGGUCAAAACCUAGAAAUGUACAAAUUCUAAAUAUGGUGACAAGGCAAGGAGCAUUAUGGGCCAACACUCUGGGAUCUCUGGCUCUACUUUACAGUGCGUUUGGAGUCAUAAUUGAAAAAACACGAGGUGCAGAAGAUGACCUGAACACCAUAGCUGCUGGAACCUUGACAGGAAUGCUAUACAAAAGCACUGGUGGAGUGCGUGGGAUAGCACGAGGUGGCAUUGCAGGUCUGACGCUUACUGGCCUCUACGCUCUCUAUAACAACUGGGAGCACAUGAAGGGCUCCCUAACCCGGCAGUCCCUCUGAGCAGGGCAGCCAGCGCUGGGCAGAGGACACGCUUGCGUAGUCACCAAUCAAAUCAGUUGCGAGAUCUGUCUGGUGCCCCUUCCUAUUUUAUUUACAAUUAGUGUGAAACUGAAGGAAGCUAUACUGGAAGGAACCUUUUGACACCGCAUAGCUGGACUGGCCCUUUCCUUUCUGCCAGCCAGUCGCUGGAGAGGCAGCAAUAUUUGUUGGACCUGCAAGUGAGCAGAGUGGCCACCAAGAUAGAGUCUCCCUGACACGCUCACCAGCUAGCCCUGGGCCAGAGCUACGAGGCAUGCUCAAGUCCCAUAGCUGUACCUGCUGCGCUGCCAGGUUUGUUCGGUUGCGUGAGCUACAAUGCUAGCGCUGUGUAAUAAAGUCUGUGUCCAUAGAACUAUUCACUGCGGUCUUCCAGCGUGCAUCGCCCGGCCAGCCAGCGCGUUAAGUAGCAGCUGGCACAGGGCAAGGCUUGCUGCUCUGACAGCGCAGGGUAAGCUGUAAAAAGGGACAUCGUCAUUAAUAAAAAGGGUGGUACUGAUGCAA